AUGCUGAGCCAGGUGGAGCAGGAAAUCCGGCGUAAAGUGGAGCGUGAGAGAAACAUUAUUCUUGGCGCAACGCAGCUGAAGAAGAAGACGGAAAAUGUUAUGGUGAUACAGAAAUGUAACACUAAUAUCAGGGAAGCGCAACAGAACAUCCAGUACCUGGAAGAAACGCUCCGAAAAUUGAAACUCAGCGAUGGUGGGGACUCUCAAAGUGCAGCACAGAAGCGUGCAAGUCACGGGUACGGCCAACUAUCAACCAUUGCGCCAGACGACCACAUUUUUUCCCGUCUAGACUUGAUGAAAUAUGACUGUCCGUCCCUUUCUCAGCGUAUCCAGUACAUGUUGCAGCAGUUGGAAUUCAAACUCCAAGUGGAACAGCAAUAUGAAGAAGCAAACGAGAAACUGACCAAGUUGUAUCAAAUUGAUGGCGAUCGUCGCAGCAGCUCCGCAGCGCAGGGUGGUUCAAGGGAAUCCAAGCUAAGGAUUCAACUUUUAAAGAAGACUCUUAAGAAGUAUCAAGCCAUCAAUGUGGAUAUAGAUCAGUUCAAAGGUCAUUCUGAUAACUCUAAUGCGACACAGCCCAAGUUCAGGCGCCAGCAGCUCUCAGGAACACUUACCAUUGGGGUGAGUGCCAUACGCGACGUGGAUCAUGUUCAGUCUCCCAUGUUUUCACGAAGCCCCGAGACGUUUAUCACUAUCAAGAUAGAUGACACGGUUCAGGCGAAGUCUAGGGCUUCGAGGACUGACAGAUGGCAAGAAGAGUUUCACAUUAAUGCUAGUAACGGAAAUGAAGUCGAAAUCACCGUUUAUGACAAGAUCAACGAACAGGUUGUUCCUGUUGCCCAAAUGUGGUUGUUGUUGUCGGAUAUAGCCGAAGAGAUCCGUAAAAAGAAAGCUGGUCAGACUGGUCAGAUCGAAUGGAAAGGAGCUGCUAGAGUCACCAGUCCACCCGAAAUGAACGAUUCCACGGGUCGUGCAAUUGACUCAGCCGCUGGUACAUAUGGUGCGUCGGCUCCGGAUAAUACUGCAUCGCCACCGCUCACAACAAGUUUGUGGUUUGUGCUCGAACCUGCGGGCCAGAUACUGCUAAACCUUGGAUUUAGUAAGUCGAGCCAACCGGCCAACAAGAAUUUGAUGGGAGGCCUCCAUCGUCAUGGUGCCAUCAUCAAUAGGAAAGAGGAAGUUUAUGAGCAACAGGGGCACCAUUUUGUUCAAAAAUCCUUUUACAACAUUAUGUGCUGCGCCUAUUGCGGCGACUUUUUGCGAUACUCCGGCUUCCAAUGUCAAGACUGUAAGUUUCUCUGUCACAAGAAAUGCUACCAGCACGUAGUGACAAAAUGCAUCGCGAAGGCAAGCACCGAAUCAGAUCCGGAGGAGCCUAAGCUCAACCAUUGCAUUCCUCAUAGAUUCGAACCGGUGUCCAAUAGAGGUACGAAAUGGUGUUGUCAUUGCGGCUACAUCCUUCCCUGGGGAAAGAAGAACUUACGGAAAUGUACUGAGUGUGGCAUUAUGUGUCACACUCAAUGUGCCCAUCUCGUACCCGAUUUUUGUGGAAUGUCUAUGGAUAUGGCAAAUCAAAUCCUGACGGCUAUUCAGGAUACUAAGAGGAACCAGAAAGUGAAACAGAAAUUGCAGCCUAAGCCACCAGUCAAAGUUAUUGGUGAAAAUCAGCAUACAGCUCAGAUCAGCCCCAAAAGAUCUAAUAGGUUUUCGGACCGCAGUUUCGAAUCCAAGCAGCUACCACAUUCUCCAACGCAUUCCAAUUUUGCCGAUGUGAUCAAUGGAAGUCAAGAUCACAAGCAGAACAAAGAAGAUACUAAUGGAUCGGAGCAUGUUGCUCCCUCGCAAAAGCCUGAGACAAGGCGUAUAGCCCCCGAAGAAGAGAGAAAUGAUAUCUUGAAUGACAGGCUGAACAACUUCAUUGAGGAAAACACAAACUACAAUGCCUUCACUAAUCCGACCAAUUACGCUCAGCAAUACGAGCCUGAUGAUGGAAGUCGUACUUUGGAUCCCUCGUAUUCACACCCAUACGGUAUGGAUUUAAUCAAGCCAAGUGCUGCUGAGGACGGAGCUGAGCAACAUUGGGACGAGCAACAGCACACGGACGAGACUUUGCCCAUGAAGGUCCAUGAGGAAGUGUACGAGAAUUCAGCAGAAUUGCAAGGUGCGGACAUCGUUGAUUUGAAUACAAAGGCACCUCAUUACGAAGCAAUCAUAAGUUCGAGGAACAAUUUUGAUGGCACGACACCAGAUUGGGACACCAAGACGCAUGCGUAUGAUAUUCGUAAAACUGGAGUUCUGGAUGGCACACCAGAACUGACACCUGAUCAUAAGGACGAAGCAGUAAGUGACGCUGUAUCCCUUGUAGGCCAACAGAUCAAUGGUGUAGCCGGCACAUCCCGUUCUCCACAACGCUCUCAUACGAGCGGUAAACAUCGGAAGAAGGCCCCUAAACGUCGGAAAAUUUCAUUGGAUGACUUCAUUCUGCUCAAAGUACUUGGUAAGGGAAAUUUUGGUAAAGUUCUUUUAGCCAAAUCCAAAAACAACGAGAGGUUAUGUGCUAUCAAGGUUCUAAAGAAGGAUCACAUUAUAAAGAAUCAUGACAUUGAGAGUGCAAGAGCGGAGAAGAAAGUGUUCCUUUUGGCUACUAAGGGCAAGCACCCAUUCUUGACCAAUCUUUUCUGCUCCUUUCAAACAGAAAACCGUAUUUAUUUCGCUAUGGAGUUCAUUGGCGGUGGUGAUCUGAUGUGGCACGUUCAAAACCAGAGAUUGUCUGUCAGAAGAGCCAAAUUCUAUGCUGCUGAGGUUUUACUUGCCCUCAAGUAUUUUCAUGACAAUGGUGUUAUUUACCGUGAUUUGAAGCUCGAGAACAUCUUGUUGACUCCAGAAGGUCACAUUAAGAUUGCAGAUUAUGGGCUUUGCAAAGACGAAAUGUGGUAUGGCAACAAAACAUCAACAUUUUGCGGGACACCCGAGUUCAUGGCUCCCGAGAUUUUGAAAGAACAGGAGUACACAAAGGCUGUGGACUGGUGGGCUUUUGGAGUUCUAUUGUAUCAAAUGCUGCUUUGCCAGUCGCCAUUCUCAGGUGACGAUGAAGACGAGGUUUUCAAUGCUAUUCUCACCGACGAACCUCUUUAUCCAAUUGAUAUGGCUGGAGAUAUAGUUCAGAUUUUCCAAGGUCUUUUGAUAAAAGAUCCAGAGCGCCGUCUUGGUGCAGGUCCUCGGGAUGCAGCCGAGGUCAUGGCCGAGCCUUUCUUCAAGAACAUCAAUUUCGAUGACAUCCUGCAGCAGAGAGUCCAGCCUCCCUACAUCCCCGAAAUUAAAGCCGCAGACGAUACAUCGUAUUUUGAAAAGGAGUUUACGUCCGCUCCUCCUACUUUGACGCCUCUACCGUCCGUUUUGAGCUCGAACCUGCAAGAAGAGUUUCGUGGGUUUUCAUUCAUGCCAGAGGACCUACUACUAUGA
Lachancea lanzarotensis is the source of this 3462-nucleotide messenger RNA. RefSeq names its product LALA0S06e04258g1_1 (gene PKC1). Gene Ontology annotation, molecular function: ATP binding; diacylglycerol-dependent serine/threonine kinase activity. The record is from RefSeq and is a predicted model, not a curated record. Bases 1 to 3462 code for a protein of 1153 amino acids. Gene Ontology annotation, biological process: protein phosphorylation; fungal-type cell wall biogenesis; signal transduction. Lineage: Eukaryota; Fungi; Ascomycota; Saccharomycetes; Saccharomycetales; Saccharomycetaceae. The transcript has a single exon.